Molecule: messenger RNA, 8202 nt
Organism: Cuculus canorus (common cuckoo)
Lineage: Eukaryota; Metazoa; Chordata; Aves; Cuculiformes; Cuculidae
Gene: UNK
Product: unk zinc finger
Exons: 19
Coding region: 1522-4026 (834 amino acids)
Biological process (GO): cell morphogenesis involved in neuron differentiation
Molecular function (GO): mRNA CDS binding; metal ion binding
Source: RefSeq, a predicted model, not a curated record
GAGGGGCGCGGGGCCCGCGGGGCGCGGGGUCCGGCAGCGCCUCCGGCGUCCCGCAGCGCCCGCUGACCUCGCGCAGCCGCGGGUGCCCCCGCCUGCGGGCAGGGCUCGCUGCGAGCCGCGUUGCCUAUCGACGGCACCGGGGAGGGCGAGUAGGAAGCGGGUGUCUGUCGCGGAGGUCGCUGCCUUCGCGGUUAUGCCUCGCGGUGCGAGGCUCGCACCGUGUGUGGACCCGGUAGGAAGGCUUCCUCCGUCGGGAGGAACGGGUCCCACCUGCCCCGCAGGUGUAGAACGUGGGCUGCAGAGUGAACACAAGCAGCCACAUGCUCGGCUGCCGCUCCCAAAGGUGUCUGGGAACUCGGCAGGCUUGGUGUGAGGUUUUGCAUCUCCCAUGCAUGGGCAAGUGUCUUGGGCCAAGACAUGGCGUGCUGGGCAGCAAGGAUUGACCCCGCAUAGGAGCUCAGCUCAUAUGGAGCGUCUCUGACUCCUCUGCCUACACAGGUAAAUCAAGCAAACACACGCCAAUAUGGUGCGACAAGACCGUGGGCACCCGGGCUGGGGCUGCCAGAGGGAUGGCAUCUCCUGUGCAUCUCCCCUGCCUCUGGUCCUCAUUUUCAGACUGGAGAAAAGACAUGCAUCUACCUGGAUGAAACAGACCGAGGGAAGAGCACCCACACCAAAGCUGGGGUGAGCAAACAGGCAGACACUAACAAGGACCUGCUCAAAGAUGGAAGUGAGUCCACCCUGGGCACACUCACUGGGCAUGGCCUGAACCUUCCGUGCUGCCUGGCAGAGCCAGGGGUGAGCUGUCCCGGCUAUGAGACUGAGCCAGCUGUGAGACUGAGCUGGAGGAGGAAACGGUAUCGGUACCAGAUUGUCAAUUAAACAUCAUUGAACGAGGGCUUCGCUCUCUGGUUUCCAAAUAGCAAAGCACAGAUUGGGGCUGGUUUGAGCAGGAUUUUUUGAUAAUUGAUUUUUUUCACAGGUUCAUCAGUGGCAGUGAUUUUCAGUGGGGCAUAGAGGUGUGUUACGUAAGUGUAAACUGAAAUACUUACACAAAUUUGUCCUACUUGACCAAGAGCUGCAUAAUUGCAGCCUUCCAGCCUCCCUAGGAGGGUUGUUGGAUGAAUCAGAGGGUAUACACAGCCUGUGACUUGUUCCUCCAAACACAGGGAAUAAGCUCCUAAAUCACCCCAGUGCAAGCCUGCAAGCAGUGACGCGGAAUCCAUGUAAACGAGAAUUAGCGCAGUGCUUUCCUUCCUCACCAGCUGCCUGGGCAGCACACAACUGGCCCCACAGUUUGUUAUUAAUGUCCCACACCCUGCGUGUGCUGGUGGAGGUGAAAAGGUGUUUGUGUUACAAAUCCUCCCUGCCCUUUACCACCUGCCAGCGGAUCCCAGGCGGGAAGCGGUUCUGUGUGCAGCCCAGGAGAUCAAAGUCCUGUUAAAAGAAGCUCGGAUCGUUUCCUCCCCUGGGAGCAAAGCGAAAUUAUGGAGGAAGCUCUCCACAUGGGAAUUCACUUCCAUGGACGCAGCCCCUCCGGGUUACCUGAAGGAGUUCCGCACGGAGCAGUGCCCUCUCUUUGUGCAGCACAAGUGCACUCAGCACCGGCCCUACACUUGCUUCCACUGGCACUUUGUCAACCAGCGCCGUCGCAGGUCUAUUCGCCGACGGGACGGUACAUUCAACUACAGCCCUGACAUUUACUGUACCAAGUAUGACGAGACCACGGGAAUCUGCCCGGAAGGAGAUGAGUGUCCCUUCCUGCACAGAACUACUGGAGACACAGAGAGGAGGUAUCACUUGCGCUACUACAAAACUGGAAUCUGCAUUCAUGAGACAGACUCCAAGGGAAACUGCACAAAGAAUGGAGUCCACUGUGCAUUUGCUCACGGGCCCCAUGACCUACGCUCUCCGGUGUACGACAUCAGGGAGCUUCAGGCGAUGGAGGCUUUGCAGAAUGGUCAGACUACAUCAGAAGGUGGCAUAGAGGGUCAGUCUGCAGUUGCUGCUAGCCAUGCUAUGAUAGAGAAGAUACUCAGUGAGGAGCCGAGGUGGCAAGAUACAACAUACGUGUUGGGAAAUUACAAGACAGAGCAGUGUAAGAAACCCCCCCGUCUCUGUCGUCAGGGUUAUGCCUGUCCCUACUACCACAAUAGCAAAGACAGAAGAAGAAGCCCAAGAAAACACAAAUACAGAUCUUCACCAUGUCCCAGUGUGAAACAUGGAGACGAGUGGGGAGAUCCCAGUAAGUGUGAAAAUGGAGACUCAUGCCAAUACUGUCACACUCGCACAGAGCAGCAGUUCCAUCCAGAGAUCUACAAAUCCACCAAGUGCAAUGACAUGCAGCAGUCUGGCAGCUGUCCCCGAGGACCCUUCUGUGCCUUUGCACACGUAGAACAGCCUGCCCUCAGUGAGGAUUUACAGCAGCCCUCGGCUGUGUCCAGCCCAACACAGACAGGCCCUGUGAUGUACAUGCCAUCGGCAGCGGGCGAUUCUGUUCCGGUCAGCCCCUCCAGCCCACACGCCCCAGACCUUAGCAAUGUGUGGAAUAAAUCAGGAACUCUGCCAACUAGCCCCACCUCCACCACAAUUCUUUGUAGGAACAGCAGUCUCGGAAGCCCAUCUAAUAUAUGUGGGUCUCCUCCUGGUGCCAUUGGAAAGCCACACAGCUUGGAGACCAUUGGUUUUCCUCCAGACUCAGUAACAGCAGCCGGCAGCUACAAGAAAGCACCGGGGUUUGAGCGAGAAGAUCAGGUGGGGGCCGAAUAUUUGAAGAGUUUCAAAUGCCAGAAGUCUAGGGGUGAUGUCUUGGUUCAUAGAAAACAAAUUCCUUGGGCUGUUUUCAUCCUGCUCUGCUUUCCCACUCACCAGAUUCUCCAGUGUCCAGAGCCAGCUCAGGCAAAAAUGAAGUCCCAGUCCCUGGAACACAGGAGCCAGGACCAACCUUUGUUACAGCCCAAACAGGACAUACUGGGUAUUCUCCCAGUGGGGAGCCCGCUGACAUCCAGCAUCUCCUCUAGCAUCACCUCCAGUCUGGCUGCGACGCCCCCGAGCCCUGCCGGCACCAGCAGCAUCCCAGGCAUGAAUGCCAAUGCCCUUCCUUUCUACCCCACUAGUGACACCGUGGAGUCUGUCAUCGAGUCUGCCUUGGAUGACCUGGACCUGAAUGAAUUCGGAGUGGCUGCCCUGGAGAAGACAUUUGACAGCAGCACAGUGCCCCACACAAGUGGCAUCAUGAUAGGUGGGAGUUUGCUGCAAAGUUCCGCUCCUGUAAAUAUUCCCGGGUCCCUUGGAAGCUCUGCCUCCUUUCACUCUGCCUCUCCUUCUCCACCGGUCAGCCUCUCAUCGCAUUUCCUCCAUCAGCCCCAGGGACACUUAAGCCAAUCAGAAAACACAUUCCUGGGGACAUCUGCUUCUCAUGGAUCAUUAGGUUUAAAUGGGAUGAACAGCAGCAUAUGGGAACACUUUGCUUCGGGGAGUUUUUCGCCCAGUACCUCACCUGCAUUUCUGUCAGGUCCAGGUGCUGCGGAGCUGGCACGGCUACGACAAGAACUGGAUGAAGCCAACGGCACAAUAAAGCAGUGGGAAGAGUCUUGGAAACAAGCCAAACAGGCUUGUGAUGCUUGGAAAAAGGAGGCAGAGGAAGCAAAUGAUCGUGCCAACACAGCUAACAUGGAAUGUGAACUGGCCCGGGAGCAGAGGGAAGCCUUGGAGCUGCAAGUGAAGAAACUGCAGGAGGAGCUGGAGAGGAUCCACACAGGCCAGGACCCUCAGUUUCUGCGUUCCUUCUCUGACCUGGAAACGCUGUCGCUUUCCUCACUCUACACGCUUCAGAAACAGCUGCGGGCAAACCUGGAGAAGGUUGAUAAGGCGGUGUUUCAGAUGCAGUCAGUGAAAUGCCUGAAGUGUCAGGAGGAGAACCGAGUGGUGUUACCGUGCCAACAUGCAGUGCUGUGCGAGACCUGCGCCGAGGAGGGCGAGUGCCCCAUCUGCCAUCCCAACCGGCCCCAUUCUCUCCAGUCAUGACCUUCCAAGGACACUUGUUCUAAUCAUAUCGUAUAGGACUUUUUAACUUUAUACCUACGUACAUAUAUAUGUACGUGUACAUAUAGAUAUGUAUGUGUAUAUAUAUAUGUAUAUGUGUGUGUAUGUGCGUGCUUGUGUAGGUGUGUAUAUGCACACUCACGCACAUACACAUGCGAAACGAAGAUUAGUUGCAGAGCACUUUUUAAUAUUUUACAUCCCGUAUCUAAACUGCCCCUCACCCGUGCCCCACUAAUUCUAACUCUUGAGGAACUUUGAGAGCUGUUUUUAAUACAGAUCAAAGGGCCAUUUGCAAAGAGUCCGUGUUUCUCCUCUUUUCUAUUUAGGUGAUAACAAAUUUUUGACUAUUUCCAGAAGGAUUUAGAGUGGGCAAGAGGGGCUUCCAUGUGCUUUCCAGAGGAAGAGUUGAGAUCGCAGGGAGGAUCGGAGUGGAUUUAAAUGAUUUGUUCAUCUCUCCAGUCUCCCUGCUUGUUCAGUGACCCAGCCUGGUUAAAGCUGUCCUCCCUGAUGGAAGCGCUGCUGAGUGCCUGCCUCGUGGGCCUCAUGCUGCUGAUCUCUGAAUGUGCAAGAACUUUGUCUGUCAUUUAAUCAGCGAAGUUCACUUUUUAAAUUUUUUUUACACUCUUUGUAUAUUUGUAAGGAAAGAAGGAAAAAGAUGAGGGGGAUGUAUUGGAGCUAGAGCCAGCCAGGCCCACACCGGAGUGCACAGUGUUCAUUGCUGACACAGCUGACGUUCCAGAUCCAAACAGCCUCACAAGUAUUGCCCGUGUGUCAGCUAAAGCGCUUUAUGAAGGGAACAUGGAUGUGCAGGUCAGUUGUCUCCAGGCACUCCUUUCUCUGAGGCUUUUGUUCUGUUUCAGACCAGAUGAGUUUUCUUUUAGCCGCAGGGACCAGUUUCGUAGCCACUGCUAAAAUACGUGACAAUUCCAGGUAGUCAGGACAGUUCUUUUAAGAGAGUUACUGUAUCCUGCGUUGGCACCUCAAGGGUGGGUUACAGACUGCUGGAUCCAGAAGCUCUCAUGUUUUGUGAUCGUGUAUGCCUUUGGUGACAGAGGAAUCCAGCGUGACAAGGAAAUGCAACCAGCUUAGCCCUUGCCAGGGGCUAAGCUUUCCAGUGACUGCCUUUCCUGGUGCGUCCACUGGCUCUGCCCAUCAGGUGGAUUGCAGUAACCUGCUGGGAUCUCAACCAAAAGGUCACUCCAUUGACCAAAUGUUUUUAUUUUGCACAGGGAUGCCUGUGCCAGCCCUCCCUGCUGGGGAAAGCACUGGAACCUCUCAUAGCCCACGGUUGUAGGAAAACUGGUCUUGUACUGGAGCUUCUCAGAAAGCUUCAUAUUUAAUGCAAAGACAUAAAUAGGUUUGCUUCCAUAAUUCCACCUUUCCUUUACAUGGAAGGGGCUAAUAUGCAUUCCCAGAUGAUCUCUUAAGUGCAGCUCUGUGUAGUUCUUUUUUAUGUUUUCCCCAUUAACUUGUUUUUGGUUUUUUUUUUUUGGUAAAAAUGCUUUUUUUUUUCCAUGUGUAUUUUAUUGUAACUAGCAUCAGAUUUUUUAUUUUUUUUUAUGGAGAGACACUGUUGAGUGGUUCUUGUGGCUGCAUUGUUUGGUUACAGCCUUUGAACGUAUGUGCCAUGGGGCAGCUUGCCUGCCUCGGUCUGAUCUUAAGGAAAGACCUUUUAUUAAACAUACGAACAUGUCUUUUUUAGGAAAAAAAAAAAAAACACAGAAAAAAGUGAGGGGAGGAGAAGCCCAGUUACAUUCAAAACUUACUAAAAAGCUUUUGUAACUAACUUAAGUCAUAGGAAAUAAACUUUUCAAUCAGGUCUUUAAUAUUUAUAAGAACCAGAGCUGAUCAGCCUGUCUUGGCGGUUGGUUUGUAACACUUGUUUUUUGCGAGUGCGUGGUUUAUCCGCUCCCCUGCCUUCCCGUGGGGCUGUUCAGGGUGACGCUGCCUUUCGCCGAGCCUCUUUUUCCAGAGCUGUCUGGCACGGAUUCCCCGCAGGGGCUCUUCCUGUUGUCCCUUCUCUUCCGCUAGAACUCAUCAGCUGCCAGCAGCUUCGGCUGUUGCAGUGGGACUGCAGUGGUGCAGGGUGGUUGGGCUGAGGGGCAAGAGAUGUUUGCCCCCAGUUGCUGGGAAUCACGCUUCUCAGGCAGGGGGUGCAGGGAUAAUUCCAGGCCAGAGAAAGCACAGUUUCCCUUUUGAAUAAAACGGUUUCUCUGUUUUAAAUCUUAAACUGAGGGACCAAAGUAUUCAUAACUUUCCCAUUUGUGGCCCUUGAAUUUUAACUUCUCAUUGCUUCAGUGCACUCGUGGCAGGACAGCCUGAAGGGAUUGACGCAAGUCCUGCGAUAUUGUGUCCCUUUCCUGUCCCCCAGCCCAGCACAUCUCAGAACUCUCCUGCACGAGCACACAAACCAUUUCUCUCUUUCCUCUGGCUCUGUAAGAAACACUUCUUAAGUUGAGGUUUCUACGAAUUUGUUUGCUACUUUAAAAACAAAAAAAUGUCUGAAAUGUGAAUUAUUUUCUUAAGCAUCAGAUGGAAAAGAGAACUUCAUCUUUGAGUAUUUUGUGAAUAAUUUGGGGGCCACUUAGGUGACAAUUUCAUAACUGAGCGAGGUGAGAGCAGGGGGAAGGGGCAGGGUUUCUGCCCCUCCUGCAGUCGUUGCUGCCUGCCUCAGGCAGGACGGCUGAACUGCAUUCACAGAACUGCCUGGAGGGCUGGAGAGGCUGUGGUCAGCUUCUGCCUGGUGUAAAAAGAGUCUUGUUGAAGUAAAUGUGGUGCUAAUACGUACAGCCCGUGUCACGCUUCCUCCUGAGGCAGGAGCUCCCUUUUACGGGACAGGUAGUAAUGCCACAGAAGCAAGGGGGCCGUUUUGGGCAAGUCACACUUCAAAGCAGAGUUUUGGUCCCCAAGUCUUCUUGCGGAGCAGCCCAUCCGGCUGCUGUGGAGCGGCCAGAAGUGCAUCUGGGUCCUGCCUCCUCACACAGACUCCUCAUUGGAGAACGGUGUUUUCCUCCCCACGUUUUUGGGAGCUUUUGCAGUGUUGGCCUCUGUGACUGUGCAGAUCAGGCACUUCUGAGCCGAGAGCUGGGGGAAGAGAGUCCUGAUUCUGUUGUGAAACCACAGUAUCUUAAAGGUCAAUAAAUGAUUGUGUUAUUAUUGAAAAACAAUUUAGAAGCAGAUGGCUUAGACAGCACCGUCCUGGGUAGACAGGGACCAAAGAGCAAAGCUAGAGCUGUAGCAGAGAGCCAGGAGCUGAAGAAUUUUUGCAUUGUUUUGGGCUAGUGGGACCACUUUUCAGUCACCUCCAGCCUUAGAUGAUGUAGCUGCAUGCCAGUUCUGGCACAGGAGGUGCCAGGGGAAGCCUUGGAGCUGGAGCAAGUUUCCCUUAAGCAGGUUCCCCUGGAGGGGAGCUGCUGCUGCUGAUCCCCCACUGAAGGGUUUUUGUACGUCCCGUACAUCUCUGAAGCUGAACCUGAGCCACUUGCAAGGCUUGUGCAGCUAAGACAAUGAAGAGAAGUCCUUACCUGGGAGGAAGCCCAUCACACUGAACGGACUCAGUAAUCCGUUGCUGUUCCACCAGCCUCCAAACCUCCACUCUUUCUCCUUUUCCCCCAUCUGAGAAGGAAGAAUAUUACCAGUGUUUUCCUCCAGAAUUAUAAUAACCCUUGGAGCGAUGGCCAACAGCAAAGUAGAUGUUACUGCUGUAAAAAACUAGUAUUUUCAAGGUGAAGUAUUCCUGCAAAGUAGUGACUGCAUCGGAGAGAUUUCUGGGGCUUUCCCACUCCGUAGCUUCCAAUGUUAAAACAAAAUAAAUACAGUAUGCGUUUAAUAAUACUACUACACACUGCAGUAUUUCGUGUGGCAGUGCUUGCCCAGCCCCGUCCCCGCAUUCCUGGGAGGAAGGGUGCUGGGCAGGGCCGCCCCCGGUCUGUGUAGAAGUUGGCAGAGUGGUGGUCGGUGGUGUGUACAACGUGUUGUUGAUUCCAUGUAUAGAACUGUGAUUUCAGCUGUCGUUCUCUCGUACUCUGUAAAUAUGUGUUUUGGCUGUCGGAAACCUGGUUUAGACUCUUUUCUUGGCAGAGUGAAUUUGCAUGUGGGGCUGGAAAGAACUCAAUCUGUGUCACAGUUUCCAAGGGCAGGAUGGAUUUUUUUUUUUAG